UUUAAAACCGCCACUGGGUGCUAUUUCGCCGGAGAGGGAAGUAUAACCUUUCUCUCUAAUUGGCGUCUUUAGUGGAUCAGGAAUGCCGGUUGGGGAUUCACAAACUCGUCUUGUGGAUAAUCUUGGCCUAGACUUAAAUCCAUAUAAUAUUGUCCAAGGUAAAUCAUUCACUCGAUCUGUAUCGAUUAGUGAACCAACUUCAACUCCUCCAGAGUGUUGUAUUACAUCGAACAAUAGUAGUAGUAUAGCUAUUAUUGGUGGUUGUUUACCGUCUAUCAGAUCAUCUAGUGGUCAAGGUGGCAGUACAACAUCAGAUAUUUCAUUCUCUCCAUUCUCUUCUGCUGCUACAGCUAUUACACCUGAAAGUCCUCUACCACCGGAUCCCAAUUAUUUCCAAUCAAAUCCAUUAGCGUCAAUAAUUAAUCAUUCUGAUAUUGUUGACAGUGUUGAUUUUUCUGUUCAACAAUCUACAGCGACAACAACAACUACUACUACUACCACGACGACUUUAAAUAUGUCUACCGAUGAUACCGGUAAUAAAGAUGUUGAUGUUUUAAUAAAUCCUACUGAAAAUUCACCUUCAAGUCAUGUAAACAUUUCCAACCAGCCAAUUGAUCAUGAUCAAACAAAAAGUACCUCAUCAGCAUCUCCUGCUCUCUCCUGUUGCUCCACUUCUUCUUCAUUACCACAAUUUACUGCUGGUGAUAAUGAUAAUAAUAAUAAUAACAAUAGUAUUUUUCAUAAUUAUCAUGUAUUAUUUCAAAAUUCAAUUAUUUUACGGACAAUCAAUUUUCUUUCACAUUUACUUGAUUCACGUUUACAAUCAAAUUGGCGUUUACCUUUAGAAUAUUGGCAAAGAAAUGCUAUAAAAUUGAAUGUAUCUUCAAAUAUUAGUCAGUGUGUUACUGCUACGGAUACUACAACUACCACUACAACAACUACUACUACUACUACUAACGCUGGUACUGUUAUACCAACAACAAAUUGUACAAAUAAUACAUAUUUUACCCAGUCAUCAUUAUCUGAUCAAGAUGUGUGCGCAGUGAAACGUUUCAAACCGAAUAGUUCAUCACAGUCGCCAAAUGAAAUUCCAGCUACACAUAUGAACACAACAACAACAACCACAUCAUCAUCACCAUCAUCCAGUUCUUCUGUUUCACAUCAUCAACUUCAUCAAUCAGUAGUAGUAGCAGUUCCAUCGACAUUUUUAUCUGCAAGAUUAAUUUUAUGCGCUAGAAAUCUUGCUGAUCAUUUCGAGUCGAGAUAUCAUGAUAAAUUAGGCAGUUUAUUAGAAGACGUAGCCCGUUUAAAUAAUAAUAAUCAAAAAUGUAAUUUAGAUGAUCAACAAGGUCAAACAGAAGAGUCAAUUAAAACAACAACCGACGAUACGCAUCAUGAUGAUAGUAAUCAUAACACCAAUGUCAAGAGUAGUAGUAAUAACACCAACAUCAUCAUUGGUGAUGGUGAUGGUGAUGCUGCUGACGGCGGUACUGGUAGUAGUUAUUUCAGUGAUGAUACUACUUCACUUGAUGAAACACGAUUAGAAAUGAUACGAUGUCAAUUUCAUAGUGUUUUGCAAGAAUUAUUUAUUGAUCGUAUUAAUUGGGGUCGUAUCAUAGCAAUGUUGGCAUUUUUACGUGCAUUAUGUGAAGUGAUUGAAGUGAAUAAUAGUAAUAAUAAUAAUAAAUGUAUGAAUAAUGAUUCAACAACUACAACUACACAAAAACAUCAUGAUAUUUCCAAAUCAAUGGAUUCAUCGAAUAUUUCUCAUGAACCAGCGGAGCAUAGUAGUAGUGCUGCUGUUACAUCGGAUUAUAAUACACAAUUAUCUUCUUCUUCUACUGACCAGUCGUCUUCAUCAUGUAGUCAUAAAAUGACCAAUGAUAAAUUACAAACUACCAAUAUUAAUAAUAAUGAUGUUGGUUUAAUGUCAUUUAGAAGACCUUGUGCAGCAGAUUAUAUUAUAUGGACAGCUGAAUUUAUACAUGGACAACGUGGACUAUGGAAUUGGAUAGCAUCACAUGGAAAUUGGGAGGGACUUAUUAAUUUUGAAGCACAACGUUAUACAACUGAUCAUCAAUCAAUCACGUCAACAUUAAUUGGACACAACAACAGCAAUAAUAAUCAUAGUUUCAUUGAUCUAGUCACUGGUAAUUUUACCGAUGAUGAAACGUUGCGUUCACUUCGAAAUGCGUUAACUAGUGUAGCAACUAUAGCUGUUGGUGCAGUUGGUCUAGUCGCGGCUUAUCGAUUCUUAAGUAGACGUUUAUGAGAAUCAAAAAAUAGAGUUUAAUGUAGAGAAGAGAGAGAGUCAUUUUGCAAAUGUUCACAUUCAUCUUUAUAUUUAAUUUCUUCAUUAUAGAAUGCCUAAUUUAUAUCUGCUUACAUCAUCUUCUAUAUCCGGUGACUUGUGUUUUCUUCAAUGUAUUCAUUCAUACUUACACACACCCACACACACAUGCACAUACAUAUACAAAUUACAUCUUUUAGUACUGUCGGUUGAAUUUUCUUUCUCCAAUAUAUAUGAAGAAGAGAAUUCUCAACACAUCCAUCAUGUAGAGACCACUGAUAUUGUCAAAUUAUAUUCUCGGCCACGUGUAUCCAUUGUUCAACCGACAAUCAAUCGUCUGUGAACAAUUAUUGAACAUUGCAACAAUAAUGCCAUUGACACUUUGUGUGGGUGUGUGUGUGUAUGUGUAUGUUUCUUACUGUCACAUUCUUCCGUGCUAUGAGAACAAACACAUUAGUUCAUGUUGUUCCUCUUUCUCU
Molecule: messenger RNA, 2769 nt
Organism: Schistosoma turkestanicum
Lineage: Eukaryota; Metazoa; Platyhelminthes; Trematoda; Strigeidida; Schistosomatidae
Source: the annotation of a GenBank genome assembly